Molecule: messenger RNA, 5040 nt
Organism: Knipowitschia caucasica
Lineage: Eukaryota; Metazoa; Chordata; Actinopteri; Gobiiformes; Gobiidae
Source: the annotation of a GenBank genome assembly
AUGGCCCAGAAUCUCCCCAUACGCUUCCAGGAACAUCUGCAGCUGCAGAACCUGGGAGUGAACCCGGCCAACAUCGGCUUCAGUUAUCUGACCAUGGAGUCGGACAAGUUCAUCUGUGUGAGGGAGAAGGUGGGGGAGCAGAACCAGCUGGUGAUCGUGGACCUGGCCGACCCCUCCAACCCCAUGAGGAGGCCCAUCUCUGCAGACAGCGCCAUCAUGAACCCGGCCAGCAAGGUCAUCGCACUCAAAGCUGCCAAGACGCUGCAGAUCUUCAACAUGGAGAUCAAGAGCAAGAUGAAGGCCCACACCAUGGCGGACGAGGUGGUGUUCUGGAAGUGGAUCUCGGUGAACACUAUCGCGCUGGUGACCGACUCGGCUGUCUACCACUGGAGCAUGGAGGGGGAGUCCCAGCCCAGCAAAGUGUUCGAGCGCCACACCAGCCUGAGCGGGUGCCAGAUCAUAAACUACAGGACGGACGAGCAGCACAAGUGGCUGCUGCUCGUGGGCAUCUCUGCACAGCAAAACCGGGUGGUGGGGGCCAUGCAGCUGUACUCUGUGGAGCGGAAGGUGUCUCAGCCGAUCGAGGGCCACGCCGCCGCCUUCGGGGAGUUCAAGGUCGAAGGAAACGCAUUGCCCUCCACGCUCUUCUGCUUCGCUGUUCGAUCCCCGGCCGGAGGAAAGCUCCACAUCAUCGAGGUCGGACAACCCACCGCCGGGAACCAGCCUUUCUCUAAAAAAGCUGUGGACGUGUUCUUCCCUCCGGAGGCUCAGACAGACUUCCCGGUCGCUAUGCAGAUUGGUCAUAAACACAGUGUAAUAUAUUUAAUCACAAAGUAUGGGUACAUUCACCUGUACGACCUGGAGUCCGGAACAUGUAUUUAUAUGAACCGAAUCAGUGCAGAGACUAUUUUUGUGACGUCACCUCAUGAAGCAAACUCAGGGAUCAUAGGAGUCAAUAAAAAGGGACAGGUUCUGUCUGUUUGUGUGGAAGAGGAGAACAUUGUGAACUACGUCACCAACACUUUGCAAAACCCGGACCUGGCCUUGAAGAUCGCCGUCAGGUCCAACCUCGCCGGCGCUGAGGAACUGUUCGCUCGGAAGUUCAACACGCUGUUUGCACAAGGAAGUUAUUCAGAAGCUGCGAAAGUGGCUUCUUCUGCUCCCAAGGGCAUCCUCCGCACCGCUGACACCAUCCGGAAGUUCCAGAGUGUUCCGGCGCAGCAGGGCCAGGCCUCUCCUCUGCUGCAGUACUUUGGGAUCCUGUUGGACCAGGGACAACUCAACAAGUUCGAGUCUUUGGAGCUGUGCAGACCGGUGCUGCAGCAGGGACGCAAGCAGCUGCUGGAGAAGUGGCUGAAGGAGGACAAGUUAGAGUGUUCAGAGGAGCUGGGGGACCUGGUGAAGAGCACGGACCUGACCCUGGCCCUCAGCGUCUAUCUCCGAGCCAACGUCCCAAACAAAGUCAUCCAGUGCUUUGCCGAGACCAACCAGUUCCAGAAGAUCGUGCUCUAUGCCAAAAAGGUGGGAUACGCCCCGGACUGGAUCUUCCUCUUGAGGAACGUGAUGAGACUGAGUCCAGAGCAGGGUCUGCAGUUCGCACAGAUGCUGCUGCAGGACGAGGAGCCACUGGCAGAUAUCAACCAGAUUGUGGACGUGUUUGUGGAGGGCAACCUGGUCCAGCAGUGCACGUCGUUCCUCUUGGAUGCUCUGAAGAACAAUCGUCCGACUGAAGGUCACUUACAAACACGACUCUUGGAGAUGAACCUCCUCCACGCUCCACAGGUUGCAGAUGCGAUCUUGGGGAAUCAGAUGUUCACUCACUACGACCGCGCUCACGUGGCUCAGCUCUGUGAGAAGGCGGGGCUUCUGCAGAGAGCUCUAGAACACUUCAGCGACCCGUACGACGUGAAGAGGGCGGUGGUCCACACACACCUGCUCAACCCCGAGUGGCUGGUGAACUUCUUUGGCUCUCUCUCGGUGGAGGACUCUCUGGACUGCCUCAAAGCCAUGCUCUCCGCUAACAUCCGCCAGAACCUCCAGCUCUGCGUCCAAGUGGCGUCCAAAUACCACGAGCAGCUGGGAACGCAGGCCCUCGUGGAGCUGUUCGAGACCUUCAAGAGCUACGAAGGGCUGUUCUACUUCCUGGGCUCCAUCGUCAACUUCAGUCAAGAUCCGGACGUUCAUUUCAAAUACAUUCAAGCCGCGUGUAAGACGGGUCAGAUCAAGGAAGUGGAACGGAUCUGCAGAGAGAGCAACUGCUACGACGCAGAGAGAGUCAAGAACUUUCUCAAGGAGGCGAAGCUCACGGACCAGCUCCCUCUCAUCAUCGUCUGCGAUCGCUUUGAUUUCGUCCAUGACCUCGUCCUCUACCUUUACCGCAACAGUCUGCAGAAGUACAUCGAAAUAUACGUACAGAAGGUGAACCCCAGCCGUCUGCCGGUGGUCAUCGGGGGUCUGCUGGACGUGGACUGUGCAGAGGACGUGAUUAAGAACUUGAUAAUGGUGGUGAAGGGAGAGUUCUCCACUGACGAGCUCGUGGAGGAAGUGGAGAAGAGGAACCGACUGAAACUGCUGCUCCCGUGGCUGGAGUCUCGUGUGCAGGAGGGCAGCGAGGAGCCGGCGACACACAACGCUCUCGCCAAGAUCUACAUCGACAGCAACAACGUUCCGGAACGCUUCCUGAAGGAGAACGCCUUCUACGACAGCGUGGUGGUCGGGCGCUACUGCGAGAAGAGGGACCCCCACCUGGCCUACGUGGCCUACGAGAGGGGCCAGUGCGACCUGGACCUCAUCAAGGUUUGCAACGAGAACUCCUUGUUCAAGAGCGAGUCUCGUUAUCUGGUGCGGAGGAAAGACCCGGAGCUGUGGGCCAAUGUCCUGGAGGAGAGCAACCCCUUCAGACGGCAACUCAUCGACCAGGUGGUGCAGACCGCUCUGUCGGAGACCCAGGACCCAGAGGAGGUGUCGGUCACGGUCAAAGCCUUCAUGACCGCAGACCUCCCCAACGAACUCAUCGAGCUGCUGGAGAAGAUCGUCCUGGACAGCUCCGUGUUCAGUGAGCACAGAAAUCUCCAGAACCUGCUCAUUCUAACCGCCAUCAAAGCCGACAGAACCCGUGUGAUGGAAUACAUAAACCGACUCGACAACUACGACGCUCCAGACAUUGCCAACAUCGCCAUCAGCAACGAGCUCUACGAAGAAGCCUUCGCUAUUUUCAUGAAGUUCGACGUCAACACUUCGGCGAUACAGGUUCUUAUCGAGCACAUCCAGAAUCUGGACCGGGCGUAUGAGUUUGCAGAGCGCUGUAACGAAGCCGCCGUGUGGAGCCAGCUGGCACGGGCUCAGCUGCACAGGGACCUGGUGAAGGAGGCCAUCGACUCCUACAUCAAAGCCUCAGACCCCUCAGCCUACAUGGAGGUGGUGGACGCCGCCAGCAGGAACAAUAACUGGGAGGAUUUGGUGAAAUUCCUCCAAAUGGCUCGGAAGAAAGCGCGAGAGUCGUACGUGGAGACGGAACUUAUCUUUGCUUUGGCCAAAACCAACCGUCUGGCAGAACUGGAGGAGUUUGUGAGCGGGCCCAACAACGCCCACAUUCAGCAGGUUGGAGAUCGCUGUUUCGAGGAGCGUAUGUUUGACGCCGCCAAACUCCUGUUCAACAACGUGUCAAACUUCUCGCGUCUGGCCUCCACGCUGCUGCAGCUCGGGGAGUUCCAGGCCGCUGUGGACAGCGCCCGGAAAGCCAACAGCACUCGCACAUGGAAGGAGGUGUGCUUCUCGUGUGUGGAGGGGCAGGAGUUCCGCUUGGCUCAGAUCUGCGGCCUGCACAUCGUGAUCCACGCAGACGAGUUGGAGGAUCUGAUCGGCUUCUAUCAGGAGCGAGGCCACUUCCAGGAGCUGAUGUCGCUGCUGGAGGCGGCGCUGGGUCUGGAGCGCGCUCACAUGGGCAUGUUCACCGAGCUCGCCAUCCUCUACUCCAAGUUCAAACCACAGAAGAUGAGAGAGCACCUGGAGCUGUUCUGGUCCCGAGUCAACAUCCCCAAAGUUCUCCGAGCUGCUGAACAGUCUCAUCUCUGGGCUGAACUGGUUUUCCUUUAUGACAAAUACGAGGAGUACGACAACGCCGUCCUCACGAUGAUGUCACAUCCCACAGACGCCUGGAAGGAGGGGCUUUUCAAAGACAUCAUCCCAAAGGUGGCCAACGUGGAGCUGUAUUAUAAAUCUCUGUCCUUUUACCUGGAGUUUAAUCCUCUUCUAAUCAACGACCUUCUGACCCUUCUCUCGCCGCGCCUCGACCACAGCCGAGCAGUGACUUUCUUUGCAAAGAUGAAGCAGCUGAAGUUGGUGAAACCGUAUUUAAGAUCAGUGCAGAAUCACAACAACACGUCUGUGAACGAGGCUCUGAACGACCUGCUGACCGAGGAGGAGGACUUUCAGGGUCUGAGAGCCUCCAUCGACGCCUACAGUAACUUUGACUCCAUGGGUUUGGCGCAGCGGCUGGAGAAGCACGAGCUCAUCGAGUUCAGACGCAUCGCUGCCUAUUUGUACAAAGGAAACAACUGCUGGAGGCAGAGCGUGGAGCUGUGUAAACAAGACAAACUCUACAAGGAUGCAAUGCUCUACGCGGCGGAGUCCCAGGACGCGGAGCUGUCGGAGUCGUUGCUGCAGUGGUUCCUGGAGCAAGGGAAGAGGGAGUGUUUCGCCGCCUGCCUGUUCGCCUCCUACGACCUGCUCCAUCCCGACGUGGUUCUGGAACUGGCCUGGAGACACGACAUCAUGGACUUCGCGAUGCCCUACUUCAUCCAGGUCAUGAGAGAGUACCUCGCCAAGGUGGACACACUGGACCAAGCAGAAAGCCAAAGACCGACAGAGGAGGACGUGGCCGACCCCCAGCCUGUGGUGUACGGUCAGCAGCUCAUGUUACCUGCUGUCCCUGCUGCUGCUGUUGCUGCUGUGACUCCUCCUCAGGGCUUCACGGGUUACUCAUAUGCGCCCCCUGGUGGUUUCCCUGCUCAGCCUCCGUACGGCUUCAACCUGCAGUAG